Messenger RNA from Echinostoma caproni, 1122 nucleotides. NCBI's taxonomy places the organism in Eukaryota, Metazoa, Platyhelminthes, Trematoda, Plagiorchiida, Echinostomatidae. The record is from the annotation of a GenBank genome assembly.
GUCAAUGUACCCAUCACGCCAUUGCAUUUGUCUGGUUGCUCGUCCACUCCAAAUAUGCUCCUUGAUCAACUGCUCACACAAGGCGGUUGUUUGAAUCUGAAUUUCGAGUCGUUAGGCGGGGCGAUUUUUAACUGCACCGUAUUGAGUGGACAGUCACGAAAGUAUUUACUCGCGCUGCUAUACUUCGCGACUUACUUUCUGCGAUACACUUCUUUAUCAUCGUCCAAUGAAUCGGUUCCAGAUCUAGGCAAAGCUGAUUUGUUUGAAUUAGAACAUCNUCAACGACGACGGCGNGCGGAGGCUGCAGCUCAAAUGACUGUGGCUCGGGAGACAAAUGCCGCAGCUGCCGCAGCCAUGAACAAUACAAUCCAGCCUUCGGGUCUUCCUAUUGGUCCCUGCGCACCAUCCGCCGGUGCUCCCCGAAAAUUUGUGGAAGACCAUCCGGACCAAUGUGCAUGCAUCGCGAACGAAUUGUUUCCAGAUCAGAAUUCACUACUCACCACAAACUCAUCGUUCCCGUUACUACCAAGCCAUCUGCCUCCGAAUAGUCCCACCGGUCCAUCCCUGUUUACUUUUCGUCCCAUAUAUGACAGCACACCAGCUUUGCCCACCGGUUUGUCCUCAUCGCAGACCUCUAGUCCGACAAACGGCAGCAGUCCUCGGAUCAGUGCCGCCUCAGUCGGAGCAUCUCACUCGAGCCAGUCUGAACUGGCUCGUAGUGGUCAACUAUUUAGUAUGGGUCGCCUUCCACCGUCCUCCGCCUUACCCACAACCGAUCUCGCCUACCCGUCAUUCGAGCAAUGCGCAAUCCGCUCAGUGACCAAUCACAAUUUGAUUGGAGCGACAGUGUUUGACCGAUUUUGUACGGGUUUAGUGCUUCAAGCCACGUUCGAGCAUCCGGACAGCUUCCGUGAACGCCUAGAAGAACAGUUGAAUCGAUGGCUUGAGCUUGGCCCACUCGUGGUACGUGGCAUGAAUCUGUCCACGCGAAAAGUUAUGAACGAAAGUCAUACGGGCAGCAGACGAACUAGUCAAGGCCGAAUCCAUGGUAGGGUACCUCAGUGGCACGCUUGUGGACUGCUAGUGAACGCGGAUAACAAAACUGUUGAAGUGAGUGUUUAA